GGAGAAGAAGGAGCAGCCCCCCCACCUGACGACCACCUCCGGAGCUUGAAGGCCCUCACGGAGAAACUGAGGCUGGAAACCCGCAGGCCCUCCUACCUGGAAUGGCAGGCCAGGCUGGAGGAGCAGACGUGGUCCUUCCCCAGGCCAGCUGCCGAGCAGGAUGGACCCCAGGCCACUGGCAAGCUGGAAGGCUUUGAAAGUAUCGAUGAAGCUCUAGCCUGGCUCAGGAAGGAACUGAUGGAGAUGCGGCUGCAGGACCAACAGCUGGCCAGGCAGCUCAUGCGCCUGCGCGGCGACAUCCACAAGCUGAAGAUCGAGCAGACCUGCGACCUGCACCGGAGGAUGCUCAACGACGCCACCUUCGAGCUGGAGGAGCGCGACGAGCAGGCCGACCUCUUCUGCGACGCGCCCCUCGCCGCCUCCUUCAGCCUCUCCGCGCCGCUCAGGCUCAUUGGCGUCACCAAGAUGAACAUCAACUCCCGGAGAAUCCUGCGGAAGGGCCGCGCCGUCCACGCCCACCGAGGCCUGGUUCCCAGCGCCACAGGUCUCGGUCCUCGCCUCCUGGAUCCACGUUCCUGUUCCCUGGAACCACUGGUGACUCAGCCACCUCGACAGAGACCCACCCGGAAGGGACCCACCAGGAAGGGAGAGCAAAAAGGACACAGCAGAGCUUGGGGCUAUGGGCUCCACCGCGGGCAGCCAGUGCCCGCGAGCGGGUGGUCCAGACUGCCCCCAGGCACCCCCUUGGCCCUGCAGGUGUGCUGGAAGCUGUUUCCAGUCCGCGUGGGACACAGCAGCCUAGCUUGGGUGAGCAAGCACAGAUAGCCCCUGCUGCCCGCUCUGGCCACACAGACUGAUCCCGGUCUCCAAAGAGCCCCACUGCCACCCUGCAACCCCGGGAGUCCCUAGGAGACGCCUGUGACUGGGCCAGGCAGGGCUGUCAGCAGAUUGCCCAAAACUGAAUUGGGAGUAGGGGGUGGGGCAGCAGAGCCUCCCGGCAGGGUCCGAUAGUGUCACCUACGUCCCUUCUUGCCUUCCCCAGAAAGACUCAGGGGAGCCCAAGAGCCCCUCUGAGAUUCAGCACCUGAUUUAACUCAUUUUAACUCAAUCAGACUGUUACUAAUCUGUUGCUAAUUUGUUAAUUGUUUGAUCUUUGUCCCAGUGGCAGAGCCAGUGGGUAGGUCAAGUCCAGAGGUUCAGGAUUUGAUUUUAAAAUGUUCUCCCUAAAGACAAGCACAAGGACCAGCAGGGUGAGGACUGAGACCUCAACAGGUUACAGUUAAAUGGGCAGAACGCCAUGCCCACUAUCAGCUGGGAGCCUGGCCUUCGACGUCACCCAGCUGAGCCCUCUGUUCAUAAAGGAGGAAAGUGAGGCCAGGGGAGAAUGACUCCCCUCAGGCUACACAGCUCUUUAGUGGCCACAGAAUAUGGGUGUUAAAUAAUGCCUGGAAAGAUCCUGUAUCAUUGACCUUGAAACCCAGAGAUGGUCCCCCUGCUUUGCCAACCCCACAGACUGCCAACCCCACUUCUGUCCCCCUCGUUCAGCCCCAUGCACCUCUCACUUUGCGGUGCAGAAUAUUUGGGCCAAACCCAGAGCAGUGCCUGGAUGCCGGACCCACAAACGCGUAUUACCAACUGCAAAUCCAUAGUCACAGUAAGGUGUCCCGCUGUGGUGUCUCCUGUUCUGUCUUCCUGUAUGAUCUCACUGGGGCGCAUGCACACUUGACACACACACACACACACACACACACACACACACACACACACACACUCACUCACUCACCAUGGCCCACAAUGGGGAAAGGUUCUGUUUUGUGUGGGGGCGGAGAAUGCAGGGGUCCCGCAUUAGACAGAAAAAAACUUGAUCUCUCCGUUGUCAUUUCUGAGAUCCAAAGCAUUGCGCUUCCUUCAAAGAAGCCAUGACAGCGUAGCCAAGACUUGUUUUCUGCCUGAUUCUGAGGGUGAUGGAAGUCUGAGGCCCAGGGGACCCCUCCACCUCAGUGGAGUGCCAGGCCCCCUCAGGAGGGAGAUUUUCUCCACCCAGAGCUGUCCCCCGUCGGGAUGAUAGACAAACCCUGCCAAGUCCUACAGAGCGUUGCUGCCAGGCUUCCCUGAGAUGAGUCCUAGAGGUUGUGGGGUAUCAGUCUGGCCACACUCACUACUCACCCCAGAGAGACACGCAUGUGCACAUGCUUCAGCCCACACAGGAAAGCCCAUUCCACAUUCUGAAAAGAAAAUACAAAAUGGAUUUUUUUUCUUUCUGGAAAUCAGUCAUUACAGAAAGUGAAAAAGUUGGAUUCCACUGAAGCUGAGAGAUUUGGUUGAAUUUUGUGAACCCAGUUAAGUUGGGGUCAACUGGGUGAUUUAGUUGCUCAGUUAACUUACUGGCUUCUUGCUUUCUGUUCUCUGAGAGGAAACUGGGAUCAAGGCACACUCUUGAUAGGCUGGAAGUCUCCUCUACUUCGCUCAGUCAUCUCAAGAAAAUUUUAUUUUGAGAUGAGGAAGGAGAACAAAGUAGAGCACAUCUAAGAUGAGAAGUGGGCAGGGAAGGAUGGGUAUCUUCCUAGGCAUCAGCCACUGCUGUUAGCUCCCUUAUGCCCACUGUGAACGCAACAAGCCAAGUUAGUUCAUGAAGUCCCUGCCAUGUGGGGCCCAAGACAUGUACCUGAGUCGGCAAAACCUAGCCUGGCUGCAACUUCCUGGCUUCCCACGUGUACACGCUGUCUGCAGACUCACUCAUUCCCUAUCUGUCUCUCGGUCCUCCCCAGGGACCCCUGGUGUAAAACACAAAGGCUCCAGCAACACCGCCAGGCACCGGUAACAUCCGAUGCCCUCACGGGCUUGGCAGCAACACCGGAAGCCUGGAGGCUGUGGGCAGGCGUGAGAUGGCCUGACCCAGCCCAGGCCUCCUCCCUGUAGCAAUUCCAAGUGCUAUUACUUAACCGACGGACAAUUUCUAAUUUUAUUUUUUAUGAUUAUUUGUUUCUAUAUUGCUGUUAGAAAAAGUGAAAUAAAAAUAUUUCAAAAGAA
Messenger RNA from Manis javanica (Malayan pangolin), 3030 nucleotides. It is a transcript of the gene FAM167A, whose product is annotated as family with sequence similarity 167 member A. The record is from RefSeq and is a predicted model, not a curated record. Lineage: Eukaryota; Metazoa; Chordata; Mammalia; Pholidota; Manidae.